Messenger RNA from Onychostruthus taczanowskii (white-rumped snowfinch), 3656 nucleotides. RefSeq names its product protein tyrosine phosphatase non-receptor type 4 (gene PTPN4). The record is from RefSeq and is a predicted model, not a curated record. Bases 217 to 3006 code for a protein of 929 amino acids. Gene Ontology annotation, cellular component: cytoskeleton; cytoplasmic side of plasma membrane; cytoplasm. Gene Ontology annotation, biological process: protein dephosphorylation. The transcript has 27 exons. Gene Ontology annotation, molecular function: cytoskeletal protein binding; protein tyrosine phosphatase activity. Lineage: Eukaryota; Metazoa; Chordata; Aves; Passeriformes; Passeridae.
GGGGCGGAGCGGGUCGGAAGGGCAGCCUGCGGCUCCCACAGGCACAGCCCCCUCAGCGGGACCCCGUCCCGGGGGGACAGCGGCAGGAACCGAACCGAGGCAGCGAGCGCCGCUGAGAGCCGCCCGCCCCAGCGCGCCGCUACCGGCGCGAGUGACGGCUCAGCUGACCAAUCAGUGCUCACCGCCCCCUUCAGCCAUGACCCUGUGUGGACAGUAAUGACCGCACGUUUCCGAUUGCCUGCUGGCAGAACCUACAAUGUCCGAGCAUCUGAGCUGGCACGAGACAGGCAGCAUACGGAGGUGGUCUGCAACAUUCUUCUCCUGGAUAACACUGUACAAGCUUUCAGAGUUAAUAAACACGAUCAGGGCCAAGUUCUGUUGGACGUAGUCUUCAAGCAUCUCGAUUUGACAGAGAGAGAUUACUUUGGUUUACAGUUGGCUGAUGAAUCUUCUGAUAACCCUAGGUGGUUGGAUCCAAACAAACCUAUCAGGAAACAAUUAAAAAGAGGAUCUCCUCACAGUCUGAACUUCAGAGUUAAGUUUUUUGUAAGUGACCCAAACAAACUCCAAGAAGAAUAUACAAGGUACCAGUACUUUUUGCAAAUUAAGCAGGACAUUCUUACUGGAAGAUUGCCCUGUCCUUAUAAUACUGCUGCUCUUCUGGCUUCCUAUGCUGUUCAAUCCGAGCUGGGAGACUACAACCAUUCAGAAAACUUGCCAGGCUACCUCUCAGAAUAUUCUUUCAUCCCUAGCCAGCCUCAAGACUUUGAAAAAGAAAUAGCAAAAUUACAUCAGCAGCACAUAGGGUUGUCUCCUGCAGAAGCAGAGUUCAAUUAUCUCAAUACAGCACGUACCUUAGAACUUUAUGGAGUUGAAUUGCACUAUGCAAGGGAUCAGAGUAACAAUGAAAUAAUGAUUGGAGUGAUGUCAGGUGGAAUACUAAUUUUUAAGAACCGCAUACGAAUUAACACCUUUCAGUGGUUGAAGAUUGUAAAAAUUUCUUUUAAGUGCAAGCAGUUUUUUAUUCAACUUAGGAAAGAACUGCAUGAAUCUAGAGAAACAUUACUGGGAUUCAAUAUGGUGAAUUACCGAGCAUGUAAGAAUUUGUGGAAAGCUUGUGUUGAGUAUCACACGUUCUUCCGUUUGGACAGACCACUCCCGCCUCAGAAGAACUUCUUUGCACAUUAUUUCACUUUGGGUUCCAAGUUCCGGUACUGUGGGAGAACAGAGGUCCAGUCUGUGCAGUAUGGUAAAGAAAGAGCAAAUAAAGACAGGGUAUUUGCAAGAUCCCCCAGUAAACCCCUGGCACGGAAAGUAAUGAGUGGGAUGGAUUGGGAAGUGGUGAGUAGGAACUCGCUGUCUGACGAUAGGCUGGAAACACAGAGCCUCCCAUCACGGUCCCCUCCUGGAACCCCAAAUCAUCGCAACUCUGCCUUCACUCAAGAAGGAGCCCGAUUACGACCCUCAUCAGUUGGACAUUUAGUGGAUCAUGUGGUUCACACCUCCCCCAGUGAAGUAUUUGUAAAUCACAGAUCUCCAUCCUCCACCCAGGCCAACAGCAUCAUCCUGGAAUCAUCCCCAUCUCAAGAGACUCCUUUAGAUGGGCAGCCUCCAGCGUUACCACCCAAACAAUUUAAAAAGAACAGUUGGAACCAAAUUCAUCAUUCACACUCACAGCAAGAACUGGAUAACCAUAUUAAUGAAACAUUUGAUGUCCCUGCAUCACCUGAAAAAUCCACUCCCAAUGGUGGUGUCCCCCAUGACAAUCUUGUUAUGAUCAGAAUGAAACCAGAUGAAAACGGAAGGUUUGGCUUCAAUGUAAAGGGUGGAUAUGAUCAGAAGAUGCCGGUAAUAGUGUCCAGGGUAGCUCCAGGAACACCUGCUGAUCUGUGUGUCCCCCGUUUGAACGAAGGGGACCAGGUUGUCCUGAUUAAUGGCAGGGACAUAGCAGAGCAUACCCACGACCAAGUUGUAAUGUUCAUUAAAGCUAGCUGUGAGAGACACUCAGGGGAACUUGUGCUCCUAGUUCGACCCAAUGCUGUCUACGAUGUUGUGGAAGAGAAGCUGGAGAGUGAGCCUGAUUUUCAGUACAUCCCUGAGAAAUCUCCACUUGAUGGUGUCCAUCAGGAUGACAAUGCUCUGAGGGAAUCCAUGAUUCAGUUAGCACAGGGGCUUAUCACUGGAACUGUCCUGGCUCAGUUUGAUCAAUUGUAUAGGAAAAAGCCUGGAAUGACAAUGUCUUGUGCCAGAUUACCUCAAAACAUUUCCAAAAAUAGAUACAGAGACAUUUCGCCUUAUGAUGCUACACGGGUUAUUUUAAAAAGUAAUGAAGAUUACAUCAAUGCAAAUUAUAUAAAUAUGGAAAUCCCUUCUUCCACAAUAAUAAACCAGUACAUUGCUUGCCAAGGUCCAUUACCGAACACUUGUCCUGAUUUUUGGCAGAUGACUUGGGAGCAAGGCUCUUCUAUGGUUGUGAUGUUAACAACUCAAGUAGAACGGGGCAGAGUUAAAUGCCAUCAGUACUGGCCAGAGCCAUCAGGAAGCUCAUCAUAUGGGAAUUUUCAGAUUACCUGCCAUUCAGAAGAAGGAAAUCCUGCUUAUGUCUUUCGAGAAAUGACAUUGACUAAUCUGGAGAAAGAGGAAAGUCGCCAGCUAACCCAAAUCCAGUACAUAGCAUGGCCUGAUCAUGGGGUUCCUGAUGAUUCCAGCGAUUUCCUCGAUUUCGUGUGUCUUGUGCGAAAGAAGAGGGCUGGCAGAGAAGAACCUGUUGUUGUUCACUGCAGUGCUGGGAUUGGCCGGACAGGGGUUCUGAUCACGAUGGAGACAGCCAUGUGUCUCAUUGAGUGCAAUCAGCCUGUUUAUCCUCUAGAUAUUGUAAGAACCAUGAGAGAUCAAAGAGCCAUGAUGAUCCAAACACCUAGUCAGUACAGAUUUGUAUGUGAAGCUAUUUUGAAGGUGUAUGAAGAAGGAUUUAUUAAACCUUUACAAGCAUCACUGCAUAAGUAAAGAGCAAAAAACCUAUGAUAUCAAUUGAGGAGUCCUGUCCUCUAUAAUGAACUGGCAACAUUCUUUGUGCCAUAAUACUGCUUGCAGGAAAUGAUAGUGAAGUACAGCAAAGAAUUGACAAAGGACUUUGAAAACUUCAGCACUGUUGCACUUUACGUUGAAACAAAAUCAGUCUCUGAAACUCUUCUAACCUUCAUCUGUUUGAAGACUUUAUUUUCGUGAUUUGCUCCGAACAGACCAUAAACUGAAAGAACUGAUUGUGUUCAGGGUGAUCUACGAUAUUUCAUUGUAGUGCCAUAUACUGCGCUUCUGGUUGAAUUGCUACAAACAAGGCUUGGAAUUAUUUCACUCUGUUUUACACCCAUGUCUCUUAAAAUGAAAAACAAAUGAAAACAUACACUAAGCCAUGGUCUUUUUCCAGUGCUAGGUUUAUUUACUAUGUACAGACUCUCACAGUUUUGUUUUUUACAACAUUAGCAAUAUUGCCAAUACUAGAUAGAUACACACUGCCUACUGAUGCAGCACACUUUGUCCUACACCCUUACUAGAGACCAGCUGGUUGUUAGAGGAGAGCUGGCAUCUGUUAACCCAGCAGUAGCUGCAUAAUGCCCACUUACCAGCAUCUUGUACAAAAUAAUAACAAUAAAAAU